AUGACGGCGCGGACGGAUCUCGGGGUCCCGCUGAGCACGCUUUGUCCCAAGUACCUUCACUCCAACUCCACCAGCCACACCUGGCCAUUCAGCGCAAUAGCUGAGCUCAUAGACAAUGCCUAUGAUCCAGAUGUCAAUGCCAAACAGUUCUGGAUUGAUAAGACUGUGGUUGAUGGACAAGAAUGCCUCAGUUUUAUGGAUAAUGGAGAUGGACUGAACCAUGACGCUAUCCAGAAGAUGCUCAGCUUUGGGUACAGCGAUAAGACCGUUGUCAAUGGUGUAGCACCAAUAGGUAUCUAUGGCAAUGGGUUCAAGUCUGGAUCCAUGCGUCUUGGAAAAGACGCUAUCGUUUUCUCAAAGUCAAAGAAUUUUUCAUGCAUCGGGAUGCUCUCUCAGACCUACCUGGAAAAGAUUGAGGCCCGGCAAAUAAGUGUGCCCAUCAUCAGCUUUGAAAACACAAACAAAAACAAAUUCUCAGUACAAGAGCAGGACAGAGUCAGUCUGCAGCACAUCCUGCGCUAUUCCAUUUUCAAAACACAGGAGGACCUUCUCAAAGAGCUCCAAGCCAUCAAUCCCCCCAUGUGCCCGCGAAAAACAGGCACACGGAUUAUCAUCUGGAAUCUCCGCAGGACAUCUGUUGGAGAACUAGAGUUUGAUUUUCAGAAGGAUCAGUACGAUAUUCGAAUUCCAUCGGAUAUCAAUGAGUCGGGGAGCGACACUCAACAUCCAUCGUCAUCAUACAUCCCUGAGAGUGUUUACUCUCUGCGGGCAUACUGCAGUAUUCUGUACCUGAAGCCUCGGAUGCAGAUCGUCAUACGAGGUCAGAAGGUGAAAUCUCAGCUCAUUGCUAAGAGUCUCGCCUCCAUCAGAAGGGACUACUACAAGCCAACGUUCCUGCCCAAACGCGUUCCUAUCACUUUCGGGUAUAAUACCAAAAGUAAAGAGCAGUAUGGCAUGAUGAUGUAUCACAAGAAUCGCCUCAUCAGAGCCUACGAACGGGUGGGCUGUCAAAUGAGGGCCGACAGGAAAGGCGUUGGGGUCAUUGGCGUAAUGGAGUGCAACUUUCUUAAUCCCACCCACAACAAACAGAGCUUCGAUGAGACAGAUCAGUACAGGAAAACGAUGACCAGCAUGGCGACCAAACUGGAGGAGUACUGGAAACAAAUGUAUUACAGCAAGAACAAAGAGGAUCCAAACAGCACCACACCAGUGGAGGAUACCAUGAAGCGACCAGAUCAGAACUGGGCGCAGUGUGAUGAAUGUUGUAAGUGGCGCAAACUCCCCGAUGGGAUUGACUGCGACAAGUUACCAGAGGAAUGGUUCUGUCAUUUGAACCCUGACCCUCAGUUCAGGAGCUGCCAGGUAGAGGAGGAGCCAGAGGACUCUGAUGACAAGCAACCUGCGUACCACAAGACCUACAAACAACAGGAAAUAAAGGACAAAAAGCAGCAAGAGAUGGCAAAAAAAAAGGAGGAGGAGAAUCGAAGGAGACAGGAAGAGCAGCAAGUGGCUAUUCUCGCCAGACAAAACAGGGAUCUUCAACGGCAAAUGAAACGACUGCUUCAAACGACUGUCGAAUCACCUUCCACCUCCAUUACUCCAAGGAGGAGGUCCAAUGCUGAUUCAACUCCAGUGAGGCCCUCCACUAUUUUACAAGCUGACUGCAGCCCCUCAUGUAGCGAUGGUCUUCCAGUUAUUUUCAAUGUGGUCUCUCUGUCAAAAUCCCAUCCGAGGACAAAAAGAGACCGGUCUGUUAGUCCCCCAACAACGGCCAAAAGAGCUCUAGCAAAUGACUUCCAGAGGAACAUCUCUGAUACGCCGACAUCUGUGGUUGUGAGCGCACCCUGCUCCCCAUCAGUGCCUGUUGGUGAGGAGUGGGAUGAUGAUACUGAUGAGGACAUUUUGCUCUUGGAGAAUGCCAGCACGCCCAAACCAAAAGAUCCUUGCUUUGCCUUGACUAAGGUGAAAAUAGAGCCAGAGCCAACCGAUGCCGGAAUCUCCAUGGUGUUGGAGUUUAGGGAUGAUGUUGCCAUGGAGUCAGAGAUAAACACUGCGGGAGAGAGUUCUACCGGGACUGCGGCUGCUGGAGCCAAUCCAUCCCCGGCCCCUCCUCCACAGAUGACCAGCACCAACACCCAGACAGAAGCCCCCAAAGUAAAGAAGGAAGAGGAGGAUCCAAAUCAAACUGAGGGGAAUGGAGUAACCAGGCCGAGUACAUCAAAUGUAAAUGGUGUAGAACAUAUUUCACGUGCCUGCUGCAAUGAAGAAGGAGUCAUAAAGCAAGAGAGUGAGGUAAAUACUCAAAAUGACCAUCAAAGAAAUCUUCAGAACGGAGUGACACAUCCCAUGGAAGGUGACGAAAUUGCAGGACCUUCCCGGGCACCGUUCUCCCCACUUAACAACCCAAGUGUCACUGACGUGCAGGAACAACAAGACCAGCUCCUGGAGCUCAUGCAGGAGACAGCGCAAGAGAGAGACGCCUUAAAAGACGAAGUCAAAAGACUUACCUGCCAGCUGCAAGAAAUGCAAAGCAGACUGCUGGAGCCGUCUACGAUCAAUGACAAGAGACGAUGGUCUCACCAGGCCAGCCAGACGCUGAUGACGGAGGAAACAGUGGAGGGGAUUGACUACAAAAGUAUGUUUGAGAAGUCAAAAGAGAAAGUUGAUGAAUUGAUUAAGGAGAAAGAGGCUUUACUGGCAGCUACUGAGAGCGAACCCAGUCGUGAUCAAGGUGAGGAAAAGGCCUCUGAUGAGAUUGCGCUGCAAGUUGACUCUCUGAUGCGGGAACUGGACCAAAAACACAUGGAGAACGAAAACUGGAAGCACAGCUUGAUCGUGCUUCGGCACAAUGUCGGACGCCUUCUCAUCACCUCGAUUCCUGCUCUGUCCCUCGACCAAGUGAAUUUUGAGUGCAAUGUAAUCGAUGAGAUCCUCGAACAGUUUUUGACUGAGAGAGGUUCUGUCAGAGUAGAGGAACAAUGGAAUUAACCAAAACCUGACAUACAUACACUAUGCCUUUUAAUAUUCCAUACGGAUGUCUUGGAAAUUAGAUUGUAUUUAUUUGAACGUAUGACUUUGUCCGUCAGCCACCACCCUCUGGAACUCUGCAAAGAUCCACCACUUUACACUGCUAUUCAUUUGUAUGACUGUUGUAUGACGUUUAUGAGGUUUUAACUCUGUAAAGCAGCAUUAGAUACCUUGAAAAGUGCAAUUUUUUUUGCAGUUCUUCCUCUUCUUAUUCUUCUUCACAUUCUUCUUGACCUUUUCCUUCUUCUUCACCUACUUCUUCUUUGCCCACUUCCUCUUCUCCAUUACCUAUGUCUACCUCUGCACUUUCUUUUUCCUUGUCCCACUUCCUUUUCAGCUUCCUCCUUAAUUUUGUAUCUGCCGCAGACUAAAAACACACCUCUUCCGACUCUACCUUGAGUCAAAUUUUAAAACUAACAACUUAGUAGCACCUAAAUGGCACUUACUUAUAGCACUUUGUAGAUUUGCUUUUUUGAAGAAAUUGUACUUCCUUGAUUGUUGUUGUUCUGGGUUUGUACCCUAAUGGUUGAAUGCACUUAUUGUAAUUCGCUUUGGAUAAAAGCUUCAGCUAAAUGAAAUGUAAUGUAAUCUAUCAAUUAUAGCCAUAGAGUGACUUUUUUAAAGCUUUUCCAAACAAAAUGCAAAAAAUCCUGUUUGGGUUGUUCU
Limanda limanda (common dab) is the source of this 3693-nucleotide messenger RNA. RefSeq names its product MORC family CW-type zinc finger protein 3-like. Gene Ontology annotation, cellular component: nucleus; PML body. The record is from RefSeq and is a predicted model, not a curated record. Bases 1 to 2988 code for a protein of 995 amino acids. Lineage: Eukaryota; Metazoa; Chordata; Actinopteri; Pleuronectiformes; Pleuronectidae. The transcript is spliced from 18 exons. Gene Ontology annotation, molecular function: zinc ion binding; ATP hydrolysis activity.